This is a messenger RNA of Talaromyces stipitatus ATCC 10500, 3387 nucleotides long. RefSeq names its product alpha,alpha-trehalose glucohydrolase TreA/Ath1. Gene Ontology annotation, biological process: trehalose catabolic process. Lineage: Eukaryota; Fungi; Ascomycota; Eurotiomycetes; Eurotiales; Trichocomaceae. The transcript has 3 exons. The record is from RefSeq and is a predicted model, not a curated record. Gene Ontology annotation, cellular component: fungal-type cell wall. Gene Ontology annotation, molecular function: carbohydrate binding; alpha,alpha-trehalase activity. The coding region runs from base 158 to 3277 and encodes 1039 amino acids.
GUACGUCAAGAAAUUUCUUCAGGAUGGCUGGCUUAUAAAUCUAGCACAUGUAUUAGGAAUCAUUCAUUAUUCCUCGCCUCAUCUACAAAUACCCAGCAGAUAGCCACGUUCGGGAUCAGCACUGAGGUGAUUGUACAUAUCUCAACUGAGUGGCGCUAUGUAUGGUGCAAAGCUCCUCCAGGCCUUGUGCCUUCUCCCCCUUGUUUUAGGUCUCCCUCUCAACGACCGAGUCGACCAAGUCCUCAGAUCUUAUGGUCCGACUUCCGAUCUGGAAGCUCGUAGUCGCAAGCCUGGUCAUUACGAAACCUACGAGACCCAAUUCCCCGGCGUAACCUGGGACCAACGAAACUGGCGUCUUCAAAGCACCGUUCUGGACCAAGGCCACUACGAAUCCCGCGGCUCCAUUGCGAACGGAUACAUUGGUCUGAACGUUGCUGGCGCCGGUCCAUUCUUUGAGUUGGAUAUCCCUGUGAAUGGCGAUGUGAUUAAUGGUUGGCCUCUGUUUUCGCGCCGACAGACGUUUGCCGGGUUAACGGGGUUUUAUGAUUUGCAGCCUACCACUAAUGGGACGAAUUUCCCAUGGUUGGAGCAGUACGGUGGUGAUAGUGCUAUUAGCGGUGUGCCGCAUUGGGGUGGGUUGGUUCUGGACCUCGGGAAUGGAGAGUAUCUCGAUGCUACGGUUGAUAAUUCCACGAUUUCGGAUUAUACCACUACGUAUGAUUACAAAGCGGGUGCCUUGUCGUGGGAUUACAAAUGGACUCCCAAAAACUCCAACGGAUCGUUUGAUAUUAGUUAUAAGAUCUUUGCCAAUAAGCUGGAUGUUAAUCAGGCUGUUGUGCAAUUGAGUAUUACUCCAUCGGCCAAUGGUUCCGCAUCCGUGGUGAAUGUCAUUGAUGGAUACUCCGCUGUGCGAACGGAUUUCGUCUCUUCGGGAAAUGAGAGUGACCUUGUCUAUACUGCUGUCAAGCCUAUCGGCGUUAGCAAUGUGACUGCUUGGAUAUACACUGCUCUGGACGGAGACGAUGCUUUUGAUUUUUCGUCAGCAACUCUUGUCAACGACAAGCCCUACGUGCACCAGAACGACUCUUCGAUUGCGCAGUCUGUCAAUGUCAAUUUCACUGCCGGUAGUACUGUUACCAUCAACAAAUUCGUCGGCGCAGCUUCUACGGAUGCAUUCCCUGACACUCAAAGCACCGCCAGAGAAGCUGCCUUGGCUGCUCGUCGCAGAGGCUUUGACGAUCUCUUCCGUUCACACGUUUCCGAGUGGGCCCAGGUCAUGCCUGAUGACUCUGUCGAUGACUUUACCCUUGCAAACGGCACUUUACCCGACGACAGGUUCAUUAUCGAAUCUGCAAUCAUGGCCGUCGUCAAUCCUUACUAUUUGCUGCAAAACACGGUUGGCAAAAAUGCCCUUCGGCGAGUAAACAAUGCCCCCGUCAACGACUGGAGUAUCCCCGUGGGUGGUCUGACUUCUGAUUCUUAUGCUGGUAUGAUCUUCUGGGAUGCCGAUGUCUGGAUGCAACCUGGCCUGGUGGCCGCGUUCCCAGAAUCUGCCAAACGCAUCACCAAUUAUCGAGCAGCAAAGUAUUCGCAGGCUCUCGCCAAUGCUAAGACGGCCUAUACAAGUUCUCAAAAUCAGACCUCGUUCUCGUCUGAUGCUGCAAUCUACUCGUGGACAAGUGGACGGUACGGUAACUGUACUGCCACAGGUCCAUGCUGGGAUUAUGAGUAUCAUCUGAACGGCGACAUUGGCAUUUCUCUGGUUAACCAAUGGGUUGUCAGUGGUGAUACCGAAACCUUCCAAAACGUCCAUUUCCCCAUAUACAACUCCAUUGCGUCCUUGUAUGGGGAUCUGUUGAAGAAAAAUGGAAGUUAUUAUACGCUUACCAACAUGACUGACCCUGACGAAUACGCCAACAAUGUCGACGCCGGUGGAUAUACAAUGACUCUCAUUUCACAGACGUUGGCCAAUGCAAACGCGUUCCGGAAACAAUUCGGUUUAGAUGAGAACACGACCUGGACAGAUAUGGCAGAGAAUGUGCUUGUGAUUCGAGAGAAUGACGUGACGCUCGAAUAUACGACUAUGAACAACAGCGUCGCUGUCAAGCAGGCCGAUGUGAUUCUGUCAACGUUUCCGUUGGAUUAUACUAAGAACUACACUACCAGCGAUGCUCUCAAAGAUCUUGACUAUUAUGCAUUGAAGCAAUCCCCUGACGGCCCCGGCAUGACCUACGCCAUCUUCUCCAUCGUCGCCAACAAAGUCUCCCCCUCCGGCUGCUCAGCCUACACUUACGCCCAAUACUCCUACGACCCUUAUCUCCGCGGACCAUUCUUCCAACUCUCCGAACAACUACUAGACGAUUAUGCCACUAACGGAGGCACGCACCCCGCCUAUCCAUUCCUCACUGGCCACGGCGGCGCAAACCAAGUUGUUUUGUACGGCUACUUGGGCCUUCGACUCCUACCAGACGACGUUCUUCACAUCGAUCCGAACCUACCUCCUCAAAUCCCCGGCGUUAAAUAUCGUACUUUCUACUGGCGCGGAUGGCCGAUUCAAGCUGCCUCGAACUACACACAUACCACGAUCCGGCGUGCCACUGAAGUUGCCCCAUUAUCGACAGCGGAUAAGGUCUUCACAAAUAAGAGUAUCUUUGUGGAAGUGGGACAGGACACCAUCAACUCCACAACAUACUCUUUACCUGCAAACGGCUCAAGCAUAGUCGUCCCCAACCGCCAAAUCGGAACCAUCAACACCGUCGCAGGAAAUAUCGCUCAAUGCGUCUCGGUAAAGUCAACAGGUACCUAUCAACCAGGCCAAUACCCGAUUUCUGCCGUCGACGGCGCAGCAUCUACGAAGUGGCAACCAAAAUUUGCAGCGAAUAUAAGUUCUGUAACUGUUGAUUUAACGGGCAGCAAUGCCAGUUUUGUCUCUGGGUUCUAUUUUGAUUGGGCUCAGGCGCCGCCUACCAACAUCACGGUCAUGUUCCAUAAUUCUUCCUCUGAGGCCACAACUUCUUCGCGCGGUGGAUCAGGAGGUUCGAUGGUCUCCCUGAAUAUCACAAUCUCUAAACCGUACAACGCCUCCUCCGCCGCCAACGAUGCGAAUAUCAUCUCCUUGCCGACUAGUAAUACAACAAACUACACGUUUCUGGCACCGGUACCAGUGCCGAGAUUCGCGACGUUGUUUGUGCAGGGGAAUCAGGCGUUGGAUGAGACGGAUAGGAGGUUUGGGAAUGGGACUGGGGCUACAAUUGCGGAGUGGGCUAUUUUGAGUUGAUUUGUUUAGUAGUAAAGUAGAUGAUGGAUGAGUGUGUGUAUAUCUGUAUAUUUAGAUUUGUAGAUAGUUUUCUAUGACGUAGUGCUGAUAAUUGAUAAUUGAUUGAUUUG